Messenger RNA from Effrenium voratum, 707 nucleotides. The record is from the annotation of a GenBank genome assembly. NCBI's taxonomy places the organism in Eukaryota, Dinophyceae, Suessiales, Symbiodiniaceae.
GCUGCGGCCGCAACUUAAGAAGAUCGAGGUAAUUUGCCUUCGCUCCGUCAAGCUGACCAUGGACGUCAGGAAGCGACACCUGGCCCCCGUGGCGCUGGUGUUGGCGUGGGCUGGAGGCCUUGCCUUCACCGGCCUCGCCUCAUCGGCGCACAGCGUGGUUCAGGGCCUCGGCAGGUCGACCAAAGCGGCCCGGCAUGCCGUGAUGGACCCGCCCACCAGGAUGCGCCCACCAGAUGUAGACGUGGAUGUGCGAUCCAAGGCCUCCGAGUGGGCGGAAUGCAAUGUCCAAUUCGCCGACCGCUCCGCGGAUGCAGAGGAGGUCUGGGUUUUCAGGCGAAAGGAUUUCGAGGAGUUCCAGCGACUCAUCGGCCUGCGCCUGAGCUACCGGAAGCCCGGCCACGCCCAGGACGGCCCUGCCCAGUAUGGAGAGGCAAGGCGUGAAGAGGCAAUGGCUGGCACGAAGGUGCUCUGCCGCGAGAGGACCAUCGACGCGUCGCUGCUUUGCUCGCAGUGCAUCAAGGUCUUUACAGGCGGCGCCUACAAAGAUGCGGGGAUCGCGGUGCCUGCGCACCCCGAAGCACCUGAAGUGAUGCAGUGCCUCGCGCACUCCGUCGGCGAGGUGGAGACUGGCGCCAACGCCACAGCCCCCUCACCCCAGGCCGCAAUGCAAGGCGCGCCGCUGAAGCAGACGGCCUUCUGUAACUAUG